AUGAACAAAAGUCUUUUUCGCCUGCCAUUUGAAUCCAAUGAUGAUGAACUUGGCCCGUGGAAUGUUCUGCUCAGUGAUCAUGCAAUCCAAGAUAUCCAAGAGUUGCAGAUGAAGCCUUGCGCAAUCGAUGCACUCAUGAAGAAACUCUUUCAGAUAUCACAUGGAAAAUGGAAUAAGCAUGGACUCCAACAUACAUUACAAUCUCAUUCUCACGUCAUACUACCUAUUUAUGUGGUGGAACUGAAACCUCCGAAUUGUGACAACUUGAAAAUUCUCUGGCAGGUUGAUUAUGGAUUCUCUAUUCGUGACAAGUCAUACAUUCAGCAUGCGGUAAUUUGGGCAGUCACUGUGAACGAAGAGCAAACCAACGAAAGAUUAGAAAAUAUUGCAUUACUUCACCAAGUUUACACCCCUGAGCAUAAAGACAAGUGUGCAUUCCAACAGAUUGGCAAAGGUGGUAUCGUUUUACCAAAAUCCUUUGAAGAUGAGGGUGGAACAAAGUCCACCCAGAGCAGAUUGAGGAAGAACCAAACAGAUGAUGAAAAUUUGCUAAAAGUCCAUGAAAUGCUUACUACAAAUAAGUUUGUUCCAUUAUCAAAGAGCUUGUUUUUGUCACUUGCCAGAGGUGGUACUGAAUUUACUUUCCAGGUAUCUAAGCUUGAGUAUGAAAUUAUCAAUCAUCCUUCAUCAGCAAUUGUCAUUGGUCGUUCUGGAACUGGAAAAACCACAUGUAUUGUGUUUAGACUUCUUGCUUCAUACCUGAAAAGCCAACCCAACGAAACAUCAAAUGACAAUGGUGAGGAUUCUCAUAAAAGACAAAUAUUCAUUACGUUGAGUGAUAAUCUUUGUCACAAAGUAAAAGAAAACUUCAACAAAUUGCUGACGUCGGUAGCAUUUGCUAAUAAAAGGAUGUACAAAGAUCAAUCCCACGAGGAAAGUGAUAAUAUUGAUGUGACAAAUGACACAAAGAUUGGGAAAGAUAAAAUUCCAAACUCAUUCCGUCUUCUGACAAAAGACCAUUUCCCAUUAAUAAUUACCUAUGAAAAGUUCAUCAAAAUGCUUCUAGGAACUUAUGACAUUAAUGGUUCUAAUCCAAAUGGUGAACACCUUUCAAGAGAAGAUUAUCAAGACAUCAGCACUAAAAAAUUCCCAACAUUUUGCUACAACCGUGAUGAAAUUUAUGAUUUAUUUCUAGAAUAUGAAAAGAGGAAGGAAGAUUAUGACUCAAUAGACUUGGCAAUUAUUAUUUUACAACAUGUCAAAAUGGAUCGAGAGAGAGAGAAUCCAUUUAAUUUGCAAAUACAUGAAGUAUAUAUUGAUGAGUGUCAGGACAAUAGCAUUGUAGGAUUAGCACUUAUUUUAAAGCUCUUUGAACGUGUUGACAAUAUUUUUUUGGCUGGGGAUAUAGCACAAUGUAUUGCAAGGGGAUCAUCUUUUCGAUUUCAAGAUCUGAAAGCUUUUGUAUAUAAAUGGGAACGUGAUCGACCUAAAAUUAUUCACAAUCAACCGAGUGCCAUAAUGCCAAAACUGUUUGAAAUGAAUAUUAAUUACCGUUCACACAAUGGAAUCCUUAGACUUGCUUCAUCAGUAAUUGAUCUAAUCACUCAAUUUUUUCCUGAGUCCAUUGACCAGAUGCCACGUGAGUGUGGUGAAGUUGGUGGUCCUCAACCAAUUGUUUUUGAAGGGAUUGAUUCUGAAGCAUUCUUUUUCCAUGACUUUUCUGAGGAUGGGAAUGAGUCAAGUAAUAUUGAAUUUGGUGCUGAGCAGGUCAUUAUUGUACGUGAUGAUGAAGCUAAAGAGCAUGUGAAGAAAAAAAUUGGUGAAGAAUUUGGAUUGAUAUUGACUGUAUUUGAGUCCAAAGGGAUGGAGUUUAAUGAUGUGCUGUUGUACAAUUUCUUUGCUGAUUCACCUGCAUGCUCAAAGUGGCGUGUAAUUUUCUCUGCUUUUGACAACCAUUCAAAAGGAAUUCAAGAAUUUUAUCAUGAGAAACAUUAUAUACUUUCUUCAGAACUCAAACAUCUUUAUGUUGCAGUGACAAGAGCACGCCAGCAAAUUUGGAUCUAUGAUGAAAACACUGAAUGGAGUGAGCCAGUUUGUAAGUAUUGGGAACAUCAUAAACUGGUCAAUGUAAUUAAUAUUGUGAAUGGAAACAGUGCUACUUUGUCUACUUUGGCUAAGAAAAGUAGUCAAUCUCAAUGGGAUCAACAAGGAGAAAUUUUUUUUAAACAACAGCAAUAUGACCAGGCUGCUUUCUGCUUCAAGAAAAGUAAAAAUGAAAAGUACAAUCUAGCAAAAGCAAAAUAUCUUCAGCAGUUUGCCAAAGAUUCUAUAUAUGAUUCUGAUGUUACUACUGUGAAUUUCAAUUUUGUUAGUGCUGCUGAGGCUUUCUUAAAAUGUUCAUUACCAAUUAAUGCAGCCUCAUGUUAUCUGGAGGUCAACAUGUAUGAAAAAGCUGGUGAUAUUUAUGUAACGUGUGAUAAGUUAGAGUAUGCUGCUCAUUUUUACUCUAAAGCCAAUAAAUGGGAUAAAGUAGGUGAUACUUUUCAAAAGGCAAAGAAGUACGAUAAAGCAUUUCUUGCUUAUAAAGAUGGUAAAUUUUAUGAAAAAAUAAAUGAUUUGGUGAAAAGUUACAGACAAGAGAUUGAUGAGAAUCUUAUUAGCACUCAUUAUCGAUCUGUUGCCAGAGGACUAUGCUCAUGUGGCAAGUUUGAAGAGGCCAUUAACAAUAUUGUCAUCUUGAAAGAGGCCAAUUCAGAAGAUCUUGAGGUGUUAAAGUGCUUCCUAAAUCUAUGCAGAGUUAAUAUAAUAAAAAAUAUUAUGACAUUUUCAAAUACCAAACAAGAAGUGAAAAAGCUCAUUUCCAAGGCAAAUAAUUUUGUCAAGAAAUUCAAAUCACAUUUAUUAGAAAAAUCUGAACAAUGGGAAAGUUUGAUGAAAGAAAUUCAAUUAUACUCAGCUUAUCUAAAUAAGGAUCUCAAUAGUGUUAAUGAGUGUAUACAAUUCUUUAGAAGUAAUCAAGAGCCUGUUACUGAAUUUUGUGCAGUAAAUAUAUGUCUGCAAAUCAUUCCUCAAUCAGUAGAGCACUGGUAUGAAUGGCUGCAAUGUCUGUUAAGAUUAUGUGUACUAACUUUUCUUUUUAUAGCACCACAUCAAAAUAUUGACAACAUUAACAAAAUUCAUAAGGAUUUUAAGGAGAUUUUUUUUGUGAGGAGUCAUUCAAAUAAAUGGAAAUUUUUUUUAGGCAAUCCAUUUCUUAAUAUGUGGGAUGAAAUUAAACAUGAAAUCAUAGAUGAUGAACAUGUUUAUAAUGCAAAUAUUUUGCACAUUAAAAUGAAGCAAUUCCUUGCCUCAUAUAUCUUUAAGCUCAUCUGUGAUGUUGACAAGAAAAGCAGGCAAAUUCCAAAUAUAAGCUUUCAUAUUUGUCGCUGUAAAAAAAAACCAAGUUGUGAAAAUCAUCAUGUGAUUCCAACACCAUUAGUUCUGCACCAACGCUUGAAACUUGCAAGUCUUAAUUAUACUGUUAUUCAACAGUUAGAUAUAAUGUACCAUUGCAAUGGGCUUCUUAGCAAGGAGCAAAGUGAAAAGGUUCCUGUGAUGCAAGGGUGGUGGACUGAAAAACUAGUUGAAAUUCAUAUUCGUUAUCAAUCACCACAAAUAAGCUGCCCUGAAAUGACUCAGGUGAUGCUCUCAAAACUUCCUAUGCACACAUUCUCUGUUUUUAUCAGUUAUGUUCAAAAUAUAUGGGUGGCUAAAGAGCUCAAACUUUCACAACCUGAUGAAUCACUCAUUGGUUUUGAGGAGUACCAUGGGUACAAAUAUUAUGAAGUAAUUCCAGUUGGAAAACGACUUUCAUUAUUCUUUGAGCAUCUCUAUAAAAACUAUGUUAUUGAUGCAAUCUUACAUGCAAGUGUGUUUAUUCAAUAUGCUUUAGACAAUGCCAAAUUAGUUCAUUUGGAUAGCCCCAAUGCUUUAGGUGAUAUUGUAUCUCUUAUGGAGUUUAAAGUGUCUUUGGUUUUCAUGGCUGGUCCUGAAUAUUGCGAUUUUUGUCUUCCUCAAGCAUAUCUUGUUAAUUAUUUUAAAGCAUUCACUGUGAAGCCACUUUUUUUUAAUCUUAAUCAACAAAAUGCUUAUCAUAUAGAUGACUAUCUAGCUGCAAUUGAUCAUUCUUUUAAACAAAUUAAACAGCUUCUGCAACAAGGGGGUGAUACAAAGAUAAAGCUUCGAUUGAUACGGCUCUUGGUUCUCAUCAGCCUAAAUGAAUCCACUUUUGCACAGAAGAUUUUUGAUCUUUUCAAUCAUUUAAAUAAUAAAAUCUCUUCUCCUAGGGCUAAGAAAUAUCUUUCUGAGGAUUAUAUGAAAAACAGCUCACCUUUUCACCUUAUGAACAUUUUGAGUGAAGACUUAAGUGACUAUGGCCUUGACUCUCUGGUCAUUGUCCAUUACAAUUGUGGAGGCACCUCCAAAUUUUCCAACUAUGAGAGCCAAGAUAUUGUGAAACUUACAUACUCUUCUAUUAAGGAAUUUCACUUUGCUCUUCAACAAAUUAUAUCACCAGUAGCUACCAGCUCCAUGUCUGUCACUAUUACUAAUGAAGAUGAGGAUAGUGAAAUUACAUCAUGGUUUCAACAGACCAAUGAAUCUGCCACAAAAAUCCAAACUUGGAUUCGUCAUGCUCUUGAACAAAAGAAGUCUCACCAACUUCAAAAGAUUUACAAUGAAAUAAUAACUUUUUGUCAGGGUGCCCUGAGAAAGAAAAAAGAAAAGGCAUUACACAAAUAUAUCAUUCUCUUGAGAGAUCCAAUGGUGGAUGUGACUGCGAAGUUAAAUAAAAUGCAAAGUAAAAUGGAUGCAACCAAAGACAAAUUGAAUAUAAUCAAAGAUAAGUUGAAUAAAGACAAAGAUAUGGACAAAGCUGAAGAAUGUCUUAACCUGCUAGAAAAAUUCAAUUACACCCAUUAUAAGAAGAAUGUUAAGCAAGCAUUAGAUUCAUUGGCAACAACUGAGAAUGUAGAAAAACUUAAACAAGAAAAUGUUGAAUGGUUAGAAAAUAAAUUACAAGAGGCACAUGAUUUAAUUAAUCAGGUUUAUGAAUGGCUUGAUAAGUGCAAAAAUGUAAUAAAGUCUGGAUAA
Molecule: messenger RNA, 5130 nt
Organism: Entrophospora sp. SA101
Lineage: Eukaryota; Fungi; Glomeromycota; Glomeromycetes; Entrophosporales; Entrophosporaceae
Source: the annotation of a GenBank genome assembly